UAUAUGUAGCGGUGGCAAUGUGGUAGUUUACCUGUAGUAACAGACAAACUUUCAGCACAAUUUAAACUCAUAGUGAAAAUUGCAAACAGUAGAAAUGCAUCUUAACUUUGGAUUCCUAUAUUGAUGGCAAUGGCUGUUUCAGUCUCGCACAAGUCUGAGGAACAUGGACAUGAGAGUCAUGGCCACAAAACAACAACCUUAUCUGAGCACGGUGAAGAGGAUCAUAAAGGAAGUAAAGUCCUCCACAAGUCUGAGGAACAUGAACAUGAGACUCACGGCCACAGAACAACUGGGCACGGGGAGGAAAGAAAAGCUGAAAGGAAAGUUUCCCACAAUUUUGAGGGACACGUACAUGAAACUCACGGCCACAGAACAACCACCUCAUCUGAACACGGGCAGAAAAGGGAGGAGGAGGACAAGCACACAGAAGGAAAAGCCGACAGGAGAGUGCACCACGUCUUUGAAAAACCGGAGGGGGAAAGAGGGAGUCAUGAGACCACAAAACACACUUCUGGGAAAGAGGAUGAAGACAGAGAGAAGGAAAGAGAGAAAAGGAAAGGUAGAAUCUGAACACGUGGUAUAACAGCACAGUGAUUCAUAACUGGCUGCACAUCGGGAGCCAAACUUUAUCAUGAUGAGGUUAAUAGGUGGCACAGUAUUGCAUUUAUCUAAUAUGUUCCU
Seriola aureovittata is the source of this 681-nucleotide messenger RNA. Its product is annotated as sarcoplasmic reticulum histidine-rich calcium-binding protein-like. The record is from RefSeq and is a predicted model, not a curated record. The transcript is spliced from 4 exons. NCBI's taxonomy places the organism in Eukaryota, Metazoa, Chordata, Actinopteri, Carangiformes, Carangidae. Bases 124 to 570 code for a protein of 148 amino acids.